Fraxinus pennsylvanica is the source of this 1128-nucleotide messenger RNA. The record is from the annotation of a GenBank genome assembly. Lineage: Eukaryota; Viridiplantae; Streptophyta; Magnoliopsida; Lamiales; Oleaceae.
AUGGCUGAAACUGAGAAUUCAUCACCCGAAAUAUUCAUACCUGACGAAUGGUCUAAAGCAGCGGAAGCCAUAACCAAAAAUUCAAAUUCUUCAAACCCUCCAUCCGUUUUUGUUUGCGGCCCCAAAAACAGCGGCAAAACCACUUUCUCCCGCCACCUUCUCAAUGUCCUGCUUCAAAGGUACAGCAAAGUUGCUUACCUUGAUACUGAUGUUGGGCAGACGGAAUUUACUCCUCCUGGUCUUCUAUCGCUUACCGUGGUUGACAAAGUAACUCCAGAUUUGACAAUUCCAUGUCUCAAAACCCCCGACAGAUGCUUUUUCUUCGGUGAUAUCUCCUCAAAAAGGAACCCAACAGCAUAUUUGACCUGUAUAUUUUCCCUGUAUGAUCACUAUCGAAAAGAAUACUAUAUGAAAUGCACAACUGACAGCCAGGAUAGUGCUGGAUUGCCACUUGUCAUAAAUACCCCUGGCUGGGUUAAAGGUAUUGGUUAUGAAAUACUGGUGGACAUGUUGAAGUAUGUGUCUCCUACACAUGUGGUUAAAAUUUGCAUUUCGUCCAAGAUUAAGAACUUACCAGCUGGGGCAUUUUGGUUAGACGAGGGAAAUAUAGAUAAAGUUACCGUCAUUGAGAUCAAUUCUGCUCGUCGGGACCAUUUGAAGAGAUCGUUGCUGGUACACAAAGAUUCUCGUCAUCUGCGAGAUUUACGUGUAAUGGCAUACUUCAGACAAUGCUUUCCUAGUGAGAUGAAUAUCUCCACAAUUAAGGAACUUGCUCGUGCAUUAGCCGCUCACCCUCCUUAUGAAAUUUCUAUAUCAAGUAUCAAAAUAAAACAUAUUCAUUGUGAGGUACCAAAGACUGAAACUUUCUACAGCUUGAAUGCGACUAUUGUUGGUCUGGCAGUUAGUUCUGGAGUUUCCGACCAAUUACCUCAUUGUGUUGGCUUGGGAAUUGUGAGAGGCAUUGACACUUUCAAAGGUUUGCUCUAUGUUAUUAGCCCCGUCCCACAGCAGACUUUGGAGGAUGUUGAUCUUUUGCUUCAAGGCUUCAUUCCAAUUCCUACUUGUUUACUGCAGAUACAAGGCUGUAUUUCCCCUUACUUGUCUGCAAAUGUCCUAUCUACUAAUUAG